Messenger RNA from Corythoichthys intestinalis (scribbled pipefish), 3341 nucleotides. RefSeq names its product transcription factor EC (gene tfec). The coding region runs from base 198 to 1463 and encodes 421 amino acids. The record is from RefSeq and is a predicted model, not a curated record. Gene Ontology annotation, cellular component: nucleus. The transcript is spliced from 8 exons. NCBI's taxonomy places the organism in Eukaryota, Metazoa, Chordata, Actinopteri, Syngnathiformes, Syngnathidae. Gene Ontology annotation, molecular function: DNA-binding transcription factor activity, RNA polymerase II-specific; RNA polymerase II cis-regulatory region sequence-specific DNA binding; protein dimerization activity. Gene Ontology annotation, biological process: regulation of transcription by RNA polymerase II.
GGCAGCUGUUUGAAGUGAUUGUCUUGCUAUGCAACAUGAAGGCUUACCCCCAGCUUUGGGCCUAAUUAGUUCACUUAAGGGCCCUUUAUAAAGACACUACUUGGACAGCGCAAGGGACACCAACUCAAUAAGGAGUCAGAAGAACAACAGGAGCGCUCUGGCAGCAGAUUCGGACCCUAAACAAAGCUAAACUGAGAAUGCCACACUUAUCCGACUGCGGCUACUACACAAUGCGGGAUGCGACCAGAGCUUCGAACGUACAGAACCAACUGGAGAACUCAAAGUUCCACCUCCAUCAGAGCCAGAGCCAGCAAGUCAAGCAGUACCUGACGCUAGGCUCCAAGUUGGCCUCGUCGACCGCGCAGGGACACGCGGUGCCUCACCCCCACGCACCCGGUCAACCGCUGGCCACCGUCCCCAUCAUGAGGAACGGACACAUGGCUUCAGUCAACGACGGUAGCAACCCUGAAAGUCCCGUCACCCUGAUGACAAUGGCUAACCACGAAAACGAGUUUCCGAUGGAUGAAGUGAUCGAUGACCUCAUCAGCCUCGAAUCGGGCUUCAAAGAUGGAGGCCUGGAUUGCAUGGAGUCUAACAUCCUAAUGCAAAACAAUGUGUCCCUCAGUAGCAGCAUGCUGGACGUGUAUGGGGGUGAACAAGGUACGAACCCUCCUAAUGGUGGACUGAGUCCCACAUCUAACCCCACAAAGCUCACAGUAAAAAGGGAAUACACAGAACACGACACACGAGUCAUGGCCAAGGAAAGACAGAAAAAAGACAACCAUAAUUUGAUCGAAAGACGACGACGAUACAACAUCAACUAUCGGAUUAAAGAGCUUGGGACGCUCAUACCCAAGUCAAAUGACCCCGACAUGCGCUGGAACAAAGGAACCAUCCUGAAGGCCUCGGUGGAGUACAUCAGGUGGCUGCAGAAGGAACAGCAGCACGCUCGCGAGUUGGAAAGUCGCCAGAAGAAGCUGGAGCAGGCCAACAGGCGGCUGAUACUCAGAAUUCAGGAACUUGAGAUCCAGGCUCGAGCACACGGCCUCCCUAACAUGGCGACCUCUUUGGGGACAACAGAUCUGUCCUCACACCUCCUCAAACAACAGCAAACAUCCCCUCAACCCCAGCAGCCCCCUCUCUACCAGGAAGACCCCAACGGUGAUUACUUACCCAGGAUCACGGUGGUCACCGGUGUCCAGUCUAUCCCGGCGUCGUCCGUCCCGCAGGACCACAUGGCGGGCGCCGACGGCUGCACCACCUUCUCCGACCCAUUGUCUCACUUCACCGAGAUUUUCAGCGCCACGCUCAAGGGAGAGCACCGACUGGACGAGAUCCUGAUGGACGACGCGCUGUCCCCAUUCGGGGCCGACCCGCUGCUGUCGUCCGGCUCGCCGCAAGCCGCGUCCAAGGACAGCAGCCGCCGCAGCAGCUUCAGCUCAGGGGAAGGCGACGACCUAUAAUGCAAAAAGCGUACAGGGUUAAAAGGGGCUUGAGACAUUUCAAAAGACUGACCGAGCCCCCUUUUUUGUAAAUAUUGUACAGUUUGAGGAGCUCCCAGACUUUCCAGAAAAAGAGCAAAAACAGACUCGUAUGAAAAAAAGGGAGAAACUUUCAUUUGGUCUUUUGUUUUUUUGCUAACACUGUAGUCGCUGUACACUGAAUUCUACUCCAAACAACUGCUGAAACCUGACGACACACUGUAAAAACUUUUUAUUUGAUAAAUUGUUUGAACUUGGCAUUAACCUUACUCUCAAUGCCUUCAAAAGAGCAUGCUAGCAUCUGGGCAGUUAGCUAAGGUGUUUAGCUCAGGUGUUUGUGCACUCCGCUACCACUGAUGUCCAGUUUACUAAAAAUGUUGCGUUCAAACUACAGUUUACUUAGAAUGUUAAACCGCUAACUUGUUUUUAUAACGUUUUCCAGAAAAACUAGCUAACCAGCACCACGCUAGCACCUGUGUAUUCAGCUGGGGUGUUUAGCUCAAGUGCCUCCUUGCAACUUUACUACUGAAGUCCAGUUUUCUUCAAAUGUUGAGUUCAAACUUCUUAACUAAGGAAUGUUAUGGCCUUAUUUUUUGGAGUUGACCAUCAAAACUAGCUAACCUGCAGCAUGCUAGCACCUGUGUAUUCAACCGGGGUGUUGAGCUCAACUGCCUGCUUGCCCCUUUACUACUGAAGUCCAGUUUUCUACAAAUGUUGAGUUCAAACUACUUAACUGAAGAAUGUCAUUGCCUUAUUUUUUGGAGUUGUCUAUCAAAACUAGCUAACCAGUAGCACACUAGCAUCUGUGUAUUCAGCCGGGGUGUUGAGCUCAAGUGUCUCCGUGCGGCUUUACCACUGAAAUCCAGUUUACCUCAAAUGUUGAGUUCAAACUGCUUAACUGAUGAAUUUUACUGUCUUAUUUUUCGCAGUUGUCCAUCAAAACUAACUAACCUGCAGCAUGCUAGCACCUGUGUAUUCAACCGGGAUGUUGAGUUCAAGUGCCUGCUUGCCCCUUUACUACUGAAGUCCAGUUUUCUUCAAAUGUUGAGUUCAAACUCCUUAACUGAAGAAUGUUAUGGCCUUAUUUUUUUUUAGUUGUCCAUCAAAACUAGCUAACCAGCAGCACGCUAGCACCUGUAUAUUCAGCCGGGGUGUUGAGCUCACGGGUCUCCAUGCCCCUUUACUACAUAAAUCCAGUUUACUUCAAAUGUUGAGUUCAAACUACUUAACAGAUGAAUGUUACCGUCUUAUUUUUCGCAGUUGUCCAUCAAAACUAGCUAACCAGCAGCACGUUAGCAUCUGGGCAGUUAGCCACGAUGUUUAGCUCAGGUGUCUGCUCACUCCGCUGCCACUGAAGUCCAUUUAUCUUAGAAUGUUAUCGUGUUAAAUUAUUUUUAGGCAGUUUUCAAACAAAACUGGCUAGCUGCAUGCCACCAUCUGGAUAGUCAGCAAGGGUGUUUAGCUCAGGUGUCUGUGCACUCCGCUACCAACUCCAGUUUACUUAAGAUGUUGAGUUUUAACUCAAUACUUGUUUUUUUGAGUUUUCCAUAAUUUUUUAACUUAAAACUUCAAGUUCAGCCAAUGUUUUUGUUUAUUUUAAACAGUGCACUGUUUUGUUUUUUAUACCCGAUGUGCCUUAUUCAGUUUAAUUCAAGUCUACAUCGCUAACACUGUGCCUUUUCCAUGUUUUUUGUAUUUAUACUUGCUUAAUCCAUGUAAUCAUAAAGUAUAUACAGUAUAUAUGAUCUAACAUGAUACUUUUUUAUUCUAAGUAGGGGUGGGGAAGACUAUAAUAAACCCCUUUUUUGAUAUGAUUGGCUUCCUGUCGUUAUCUGAUGCGCAAAUCGGUCUGCAAAAUUG